This is a messenger RNA of Cryptomeria japonica (Japanese cedar), 537 nucleotides long. RefSeq names its product disease resistance protein Roq1-like. The record is from RefSeq and is a predicted model, not a curated record. NCBI's taxonomy places the organism in Eukaryota, Viridiplantae, Streptophyta, Pinopsida, Cupressales, Cupressaceae. Gene Ontology annotation, biological process: defense response. The transcript is spliced from 2 exons. Gene Ontology annotation, molecular function: ADP binding. The coding region runs from base 1 to 537 and encodes 178 amino acids.
AUGGGAGGCAGUGGUAAAACCACAUUGGCCAAAGAGUUGUACAACAUAAAUUUUUCGUCCUUUGAGAGAUGCAGUUUUGUUUUUGAUGUACGAGAUGCAGCGUCAAGAAAUGCUCUGUGUGAGAAACAGAAAAAGCUUCUGGCUGACCUCGGGGUCCAUCAUUUGCAGUUCGACAAUGUAGAUGAAGGCAAGGUCAUUCUUGCAAAUCGUUUGAGCGGUCAUGGGGCGCUCAUUGUUUUGGAUGACGUGGAUCACAUCGACCAGCUGAAUUCUUUACUGCCAAAUAAACACAACCUUGGAUCCAAUAGCAUGGUCAUUGUAACGACCCGAGAAUUGGGUGUCCUUAAAUCAUGGGGUCUCUCCUGCAUUUAUAAUAUGCCAGCACUUGCCAAGCCACACGCCAAGCAGCUAUUCUGCUGGCAUGCUUUCUUGCAACCCUUUCCACCCGUCGAAUUUGAAACUCUGGUUGAAGAGUUCUUGAAGGCUUGCAAUGGUUUGCCUCUGUCACUCAAGGAGAAGAGAAAAGCAGGGCAAUAG